GACUGGAAACAGGACAGAGGUUACUGCACUCAUGGUGAAUACUCCUGGAAAGCCUGGCCCUCCCUGGAGGGUGUGUCCUCAAGGCCAGAGGAUGGGAAUCCUAUUCCCUCUGCCUUUUCCCCUUUAACCACACUUCCGUGUGUAACUUGAGACAAGCAGGGGGAGAAAAAAGAGGAAGGAAAAAAAAGAAAAAGGGAAAAGUAGCGCAGUUAUUCCCGCCUCUGCCUCCUCCUCCCUCUCCUCCCCGGCCAGCCAGGAGCCACGUCACCGUCACCCAGCACUGGCUUCGGGACUGCUCAGCCUGGAGAGCUCUCCGGGAGACAAACUCCAACUUUCAGCCCAAAGCAGAGAGAGGAAGGCCCCAGGCUGGGAGAGGGAGAAUCCACCUCGGUGGAAAAGAAAACAAGGGAGACAUCCAGCCUGCCAGGGGAAAGGCAUCUGCAGCCACGGGAGAGGGGAGACUGAACUUUGCGCUGCAAGAAGGAAGGGCUCUGUGCUCAGGGAAAAAGGAAAGUUGAACUGAAGGAGACAGUUCAUUCAGUCAAGGCUCGGUGGAGAAAAACUCCCCACGCUUACCCUCCCUGCCUGCAGAAAGAGCCCCACUCCCUUCACCCCAGAGGAGUCCCCCCGGCACCAUGAACAUCUUCCGCAUCCUGGGGGAUGUCUCCCACUUGCUGGCCAUCAUUAUUCUGCUGCUGAAGAUCGUGAAGUCCAAGUCCUGUGCUGGAAUCUCUGGGAAGAGUCAGAUACUUUUUGCCCUCGUCUUCACAACCCGUUACUUGGACCUGUUCACAAAUUUCAUCUCUGUCUACAACACUGUGAUGAAGGUCAUUUUUUUGAUUUGUGCCUACGUCACCGUGUAUAUGAUCUAUGUGAAGUUCCGGAAAACGUUUGACAGCGAGAACGACUCCUUUCGCCUCGAGUUCCUGCUGGUCCCUGUCACAGGCCUGUCAUUUCUGGAGAACCACAGCUUCACCCCCUUGGAGAUACUCUGGACCUUCUCCAUCUACCUGGAGUCUGUGGCUAUCCUUCCUCAGCUCUUCAUGAUCAGCAAGACAGGGGAAGCGGAGACCAUCACGACACACUACCUUUUCUUCCUGGGCCUCUACCGUGCUCUCUACAUUGCCAACUGGGUCUGGCGCUACCACACAGAGAAUUUCUAUGACCAGAUCGCUGUCGUUUCUGGGGUGGUACAAACCAUCUUCUACUGUGACUUCUUCUAUCUCUAUGUCACCAAAGUCCUGAAAGGAAAGAAGCUAAGUCUUCCCAUGCCUGUUUGAAGACAUCCCACAGGCAGCGCAAGAAACUCCAAAGAUGAAGCUGUUCAAGAUCACAGCUUUCCUUACCUGGCCCUUUUAGACUAACAGAUGGCUCAGCCGAGUUUCAGCCAGGAAGACAAGGCUUGGAAAACUGAAAUGCUUUUCAUCCAUCAGACUCUUCCCUUCCAUUUUUUUAUUUUUCCUCACUUGAAUUUGGUGCUAGUGCUGGCCAAUACUGAAGUAGUGCAAUUUCUUCUCUCCCAGAUCUUCCCAGCAUCUACAUCCAAAACACACCUCCACCCUUACCCCAAGGCAGCACAAGGGAAAAUGUCACUCCCUUUAGUUCUUCAGCAAGUGUGCACGGUAAAGAGAACAUGUACUAAUAAAGUCUGUUAACUUAACUGACCCAGUUCACAGGUGGCCACGUCUGACACAGCAGAUGCUAUGAACUGUUUAACUCUGUAUGAACUAACAACCUCUUGGAAAUUAAUUCUGCCUGACCCUCUCUCUAUUCAGGCCCUGUAACAUUCAAGAAAAACACACAGCCUUUGAAUAACAUGAAUCUUCUAAGUGCACAAGUAUUCAAACAUCCCCCCCGCUUACUUAUUUUCAGUUCCCUUGUGUUCUACAAACAGGGACGAUUUCAAUUAAAAUUCAGUGGGUUGCCAAGAAGUGUUUCCAUCUCCUUGAAUUUAAGAACUGGGAAGAACAGGGGCAAAGACAGCUUUAUAUUCCAAAAAUAAAGACAAAGUCCACAAUUUAUUGACAACAGUGUUUUUAUUUUAUACCUACAAAAGAAAACAAGAUGGUAUCAAAAGGACAAUUUACAAACUAAGAAUAGUAACAUAGCUCUUAGUAUCCUGUGCCUGAACACCACAGAUCUAUGAAUCUCUCAAUUCAAGUCUUCGUUAAUACAACAGGAAUGUGUUCAGAGACCAGCAGGUGUGUGAAACAAGAUGCUGAUCCCACACAAAGCUAGUAACCCUUCAAUUGUUCAGAGAAAUCCAAACAGUAAAUUGCUUCAGGAAGCGGGAGGGGAGGAGACACCCAGCUCAGAUAUCUGACACUCCCACAAACUUUUUACAGAUUGAAAACAACGCAAACAACACUAGAGGCUAAUGCUUUAUCAACAAGGGCCCUCCAGCUGGUACAUGGAGCAGAGCAGAGAGCACCAGGUGGGACAGGGGCAGCACAUGCCACGGUGCAUUCAGUGGUCUGGUUGAUGCUCUGAACUGAACUGAGACCCUGGACUUCAGCUGACCUCAAUGACAAUAAAGCACUGCAGGACCUGGCAUUGAUGUUUAAACAUACCCAAGUCGCCUCCAAAAGUGAAAGCUGUAAGAGACUGCAAGGCAGCUUUGGCAGUCCAGAGACCCUUUUUAAAGACAGUCAGUAAGAUGUCCUACUCCUACACCCCUCAAAAGCAUUUCUGCAUUCUACUCUCAAAUUUAAAACAAAAAAAAAAGCUCUACAUUUGCUUGCGAGGGAGGUCAAAGACCUAUCAGUCAGUGCCUGGAUAAAGAAAAUGCUUCUGGCUUUCUCUUAACACAAGCAAAGGAACUUCCUGCCCAUGCACUGGAAAUAUAAAAUGGAACCAGGGAACUGAGGUUCUGGAAGGAAUCUCCCUUCUUCCUGUCAGCAACCUACCUGUGAACUGCACAAGAAAAAAAAAAAAAAAGAAAGAAAGAAAGAAAAAAGCACAU
Messenger RNA from Poecile atricapillus (Black-capped chickadee), 2962 nucleotides. Its product is annotated as ER lumen protein-retaining receptor 3. Gene Ontology annotation, cellular component: endoplasmic reticulum; cis-Golgi network; membrane. Lineage: Eukaryota; Metazoa; Chordata; Aves; Passeriformes; Paridae. The transcript has 5 exons. Bases 636 to 1280 code for a protein of 214 amino acids. Gene Ontology annotation, molecular function: ER lumen protein retrieval receptor activity. The record is from RefSeq and is a predicted model, not a curated record. Gene Ontology annotation, biological process: protein retention in ER lumen; endoplasmic reticulum to Golgi vesicle-mediated transport.